GUACGCACUACGGCGGCUCAGGGUCAUGAGCUGACCCGGCCGCGCGCGCCACAGCCACCACCGCCGCCGCCGCCACACGCAACAGCGAAUCGCGUCAGCCACCACCGUCGUCGCUGCUGCUGCCGCCGCCGCCGCCGCCGCCGGGUCGUCGUCACUUCGGCUGUCAACCCGACGACGAUACCGCCGCGGUUGCCACCGUCGCCGCCUCCUAAGUCGACCACGUGUGCCAAUUAGUCACACAGCAGUGAUGUUGAGCCCGAAGAUGCAAAGAUGUGUCCGGGUGGUAGACAAUCAGCUCCUGAUGUUGUCGGACCGCGCCCGUACAGAUAGCACACUCACCGGAAAUCUACACAAAAAAGCGUCAGACAGUGGGAGGUGGAAGAACCGAUUUUUCGUUCUCUACCAGAAUAUACUGUUCUAUUACGACUACGAGAGCUGCAAUAAGCCGUCCGGAGUAAUACUGUUGGAGGGCAGUUACUGCUCGAAACUCGAUUUCUCCAGCGGUACGUCGAAAGUCACCGGGAAAAUUCAUCCGGAAAAUGAGCACUGUUUCGUCAUUUCAUACAACCAUCCUCAAAUGCGGCAGUACGAGUUCCGUGCGUCGUCAGAUACAGCUUGCAAGACGUGGGUGAACGCUUUGAAGCAAGCCAGUUUCAACAAAUUGCUGCUACAAAAAGAGGAGCUCGAACAAAGGCACUUGCAUUUGCUACAGGUCGUCGAGAGCGAAAUGACUGCGAAAUGGCAGUACGCCCAACAGGUCGAUGAAUCGGCCUCAGAAAUCAAAAAACUACGCGCAGAAGUGUUAACAUUAAAGAAGGAGCUGCGACCGUUGACAUCGUACAGCGGGUCCACCACCGGAUCGUUCGACGGUGGGACGACGGGCACGUACUCGCGAAGACAAUCCAAGGACAGCUUUAUAUUCUCGGACCCGACCACGUUCAAUGUGCAGGACUCGAUCGAGAUGCGCAAGAUCAAAAAGGUGCAGAGCUUCUUCAGGGGGUGGCUGUGCAGGAGGCGGUGGAAACAAAUCGUCGAACAGUACAUCAAGAGUCCUCACGCCGAGAGCAUGCGCAAGAGAAACAGUCUGGUUUUUCGCAUGGUCGAAGCCGAAGAAGAGUACGUGAGCCAGCUGGAGGUGUUGGUCACUUGUUUCCUGCGCCCCUUGAGGAUGGCGGCCAGCUCGAAGAAGCCGCCGUGCACUCACGAGGACAUAAGUUCGAUAUUCUUGAACAGUGAGACAGUGCUGUUCCUGCACCAGAUAUUCUACAAGGGACUAACGACCAGAAUGGAAAACUGGCCAACUCUAAUCCUAAGUGAUCUCUUCGACAUACUACUGCCUAUGCUGACGAUCUACCAGGAAUAUGUGAGAAAUCAUCAUUACAGCUUACAAGUGUUAACCGAAUGCAAACAAAACCCUGCAUUUGUUAACCUUUUGGAGCGAUUGGAAAACAAACCAGCAUGCCAUGCACGGUCAUUGGAAAACUUCUUAAUAGUACCAAUGCAUCAGAUUCCUAGAUACAUAAUAACUCUUCAUGAGAUAUUAGCACAUACGCCUCACGACCAUGUGGAAAGAAAAAGUUUGCAAACGGCCUGUCAGAAACUAGAAGACUUAAGCAGACAAAUUCAUGACGAAGUUAGCGAAACUGAAAAUUUACGAAAAAACCUUUCCAUCGAACGAAUGAUUAUCGAAGGCUGUGAUAUUCUAUUGGACGUCAAUCAAAUAUUUGUCAGACAGGGUACUCUGGUACAAAUGCCAAUAGCUAGAAAAAAGAGCAGGAUACCUCAUUUUAAAACUGAAAAAGAAGCAGUAAGACAAUGCUUUCUAUUUACGAACCAUAUGAUAAUCACAACUAGGACCACUAGUGGAAAAUUACAUUUGGCACCUGAAGUUGGAAAAAUAUCUUUAGCAGACUGUCGUUUAAUAGAAGACCCUAAUGAUAAAGAGGACGACAAUAAUAAUCCAGGAGACCUGGAAAUUCCAGAUGGGAACAACGAAGCUGACGAUUCAGCGGGUACCAGUCAUUCGAGUGAUGUUGAGAAUAGCGAUUGUGAAGGCUUGAAAUGUUCAUCUAGCCCAAGUCCAAGUCCUAGUCCGAAACCACAAAAUUAUGAUUUUCAACUUUGUGUUGAUUGCAAAUCGUCUUCGCCUAUUGCAGUGCAUUUGUAUGCACCCUCUUUACAAGAAAAAACUGCGUGGGUCAGUGAUAUUAGUCAAUGUAUUGAAAAUCUAAGAUUUGACGCAAUGCUUCGAAAUUCAAUGUCAGAUACAUCUUCUGUGACAAUGCCAAACUCAAUGCGUGAUCCAAAGCUUUUUAAAGAUGACAAGGAUAUAAAAUUUAGCAAAUACUACAAUUCUUGUAGGAUUCCGCGUAUUCACCAUGCUACUAAAGAAAAACUCAUAUCUAGACUUGUGGACUUAAGAUUUUUAUCAAUUGAUUUUCUCAAUACAUUUCUUCUUACGUAUAGAGUUUUUACUGACGGAGUUACCAUUUUGGAAGCGUUAAAAAAGGUGUUUUAUAACAAUGAAGUAGAUGCAUAUGAAAAUAUUGGACAACCUAUGAAUAACACGUCAUUAGAUCGAAGUGAAUUGCACAACAACCAUCAUCUCACAACAGGGGAUAGAGACAGAAGACCCAGCGUCAUUUCGUCAAACCGAAAGAAUAGUGCCGCCAGUUCUGUAUCCGGCUACGGAUCAGAAGUCAGUGACCGAGAUAGAAGUUCCAGUGUGGAUUAUCAGCAUAGUCCGAGAGGAAGAAAAUAUAGUUUUCGAAAACUUGAAGAAGAGGAAAGAAAAAAUAAAGUAAAAGUGUCUGAAGAAUACAGUUCAACGACUAGUUUAUACCAGCAAGCUUCUGCACCUGGACGAAAAGUCAGCAUACUAAUCGAAGACACAGGUGACAAUUGUCAUUUAGCCCCUCCUACUAUGGUUAAAGCAACUUCAUCAUCUAGUAAUGAGACUCUGACUGGAGAUAACCAACCUACAGUAGUUGCAACAUCUCCAUGUAGCAAUAAUAGUAGUUCGACCUUAGUAGCUGCGACUUCUAAUUGUGAGAAAAGUCUUAAUGACAAUAAAAUCAGUAGUUUGCCAAAAGUAUCUCCACCGGAACGUAAAAUACAAUCACCUUCAAAAGGUUUCCCCAUUCAUCACGGACAUGCGAUCAAAUUUGGGUCCAUAAUAUCAGAUGCCGCUAAAGAACUCGUAGAAAAAUUCCAUUCAGAGAAGCAUUUUUCCACCCCACAACCCCGUAGAAGAAGUUGGUUCAAUCACGAUUGUACUCCAACUAUAAGAAAAAAGAGUUUUGGAGUUUGCGAGGACGAUAUGGGCGGCACUGAUGAAAACGGAUGGCUAAGUAACCUGCAUAGUGCAUCAUCAUCAAGAUCAGCUUCACUUGCAAACUCCAGCAUUGCACAAUAUUUUUCUAGAAGAAAAUCAUUUGCAUGCGCUGGUGAUGCUGAUGGCUGUUACAGUGGAAGCAUAUCACAGAGAGCUAGCAUGCAACACGAUAGCCCUCCACUAUCUAGUCGAGUCGGUGUUGUAAUAACGUCAUCGAGACAAUCGAAAAGAAGAACUGGAAGGCCGGAGUUUGGGAGCAGCACGUCUACUGCUGCUGCAGCGUUUGCUAUUGCAACGUCAGCUUCGAGUAACCCUCGAGAACUAUCUCCAUUACAUGAUCAAAGAUGUUGUUCGGUAGAACGAAAAAGAAAAGAGUCUGUAAUGUCCACAGCAGCUACGAUGAGGGUGUUAAAUGUCUUAAAACAUUGGAUAUCAAAACACCCACAAGAUUUUGAAAAUGAAACACGUCUCAAGAACAUGACUAUAGACUUUUUGGAAGACAUACUCUUCAGUCCUAAUCUUUUACCAGCUGAGCACAAAAUAGCUGGCCAAUUACUUAGAUUGCUUACAAUGGACGAAACAAAAAAACCUACUGUCGACCUAAACUUGCUGUUGACUCCAUCACAGAUUCCUAGUUCUGAAAAUAUUGACACUUUGUCUGCAUUAGAAAUAGCUGAACAAAUGACUUAUAUUGACCAUCAAAUAUUUAUAAGAAUACAAAGCCAGGAAUUUUUCGGCCGUGCUUGGAUGAAGGACGACAAAAACAUGAAAGCGCCUCACAUUAUUUUAAUGACCAAGAGAUUUAACGAGCUUUCGCAGUUGGUCGCUUCGGAAAUAAUGCGUAAGAACAAUGUGGCCGCAAGAGUGAUAGCAAUAGAAAAGUGGGCUGCAGUUGCUGACAUAUCUAGGUGUUUGCAUAAUUUUAACGGAGUCCUACAAAUAUGUUCAGCUUUUACCAAUAGUUCGGUGUUCAGAUUGAAGAAAACUUGGGAGAAAGUUUCAAAAGCUACAAAACUAUCGGUACAAAAACUUCAGAUAAUCGUCUCGUCUGACGGAAGAUUCAGAAACCUUCGCGAAGCUCUGCACAGAUGUGAUCCACCAUGUAUUCCGUACUUAGGGAUGUACCUAAGUGAUUUAUCGUUUUUAGAAGAAGGAACUCCCAGUUUGGCAGACGACGGGCUACUUAACUUUUCAAAAUUACGUAUGAUAGCGCACGUGGUACAAGAAAUCCGACGGUUUCAGCAGACUCCGUACAAGAUCGACUUCCACCCUCGGGUGGCCAACUACCUGUUGGACACGUCGCUGCUUUUGAACGAGGACGAGCUGUACACCAGGUCCCUGGAGAUCGAACCCCGGCCGUCACGGCUCAGCAUCACGACGCUGUCGAACUCGCCGCACCACGGCGGUGGCAGCCAAUGACGGCGGUGCAGCGCCAAGAGGAAUCAGACCACGUGCUUCAAGUGAACGAUCGACGCGACUGACACCAGCCCGAGGGCGACGGCGGCGAGCGAUUGCGACUAUUUAAUAAAUAAUCGUUAUAAAUAGUGUCGUCUUCAAUGUUAUAAUAUUAUCAUUACCUCUUGUCACUAUACUGCAGUGUAAUAAUAAUAUUAUUGUCGUACGGUGACGAUAACGACUAAAUUAUUAGACGUGAUUCGCGGGUGGAGCAGAUAGAUGGACGGCGAGGGAGAAUCUGUUUUCUCAUCUCCGACGACAAUCAUCGUUUCUCUCACCGCCACCUCACCACGGUCGACACUGUUUUAUCGCCGCCGCCGCCGCCGCCCCUCUCACCCCGGAAGGAAUAUUAUUAUGUUCCCAGUGACGAGCGAGUGUCUUCCGCACGCGUGAUCAGCGAAUACAAUAUAUAUAAUUAUCAUUAUUGUUAUACUAUUAUUAUAAUGUCCUUCCGGCGGGCCGCCCCGCUCAGUUUACGUAUGCACAACGAGUAGAUAGGUAGGUAGUAGG
Molecule: messenger RNA, 5299 nt
Organism: Myzus persicae (green peach aphid)
Lineage: Eukaryota; Metazoa; Arthropoda; Insecta; Hemiptera; Aphididae
Product: ras-specific guanine nucleotide-releasing factor 2-like
Exons: 26
Coding region: 248-4753 (1501 amino acids)
Biological process (GO): Ras protein signal transduction; positive regulation of GTPase activity
Cellular component (GO): plasma membrane
Molecular function (GO): protein binding; guanyl-nucleotide exchange factor activity
Source: RefSeq, a predicted model, not a curated record